CAGCCGGAGAGGGAGAGAGAUGUUUUUAGGCAGAGGGAGGGGACUGUUAUGGUUUGGUUCGGUUUAUGUUGAGGACAAGUCUUUGCAGUUUGGAUGGGACAACAUCCUGACAGCCUCCUCCUCUCUACCCCUCCCUUAUGUGUGUAUGCAUAGUAUAAGGUGAAGCAGCCUCCAUUGCAUCACUUCUCUUAGCCACGGCAGUGUGGGCUUGCUGUUUCCUGGACGGCACUGUCACAGGACGGCAGUGGUGGGAUGCUGGACUUUGCAGACUUCACUUUGCCCUGUUCAACGUGACCCGGAACCCAGACCUCAGUGGUACAAGAGGAGUCCUGAGACAGCCAUAGUGAAGUGCACCUUCUUUCUGCUUUUGGGGAGCAGCACCAGAGAAGUGGAGGAUGUGAGGGCCGGGCAGGCCCUGCUUUGAGGCAUUAUCUCCUGCUUUCGGCCAGGGCAUGGGCCCGGCCUCUCCUCACCAGCCCCAGAAAGACAUGGAGGGCUACUACAGUCUUCUGCAGGCCGGCUCGGAGCUGGAGAACACACUGCAGCUGGUGACUGUCCCUGUGAGUAUGAAAGAGGUGGCCGGCUAUAUAGAGAAGCAAGUGGCUUAUUUAUCAGGGGGCCGAGGUGAGGACUCCAGUGUCAUCAUCACUCUCCCAGAAUGCUCUGAUUUCAGUGACAUACCCGAGGAGGCUCUGGCUAAAGUCCUCACGUACCUCACAUUGAUCCCACGAACACGGCAGCCUGGAGUAAAAUUCAUCAUCAUUUUAGAUCGAAGACUUGACACUUGGACCUCCAUCAAAACGGCACUUGCAAGGAUUGCGGCUUCUUUUCCAGGGAAUCUGCACCUGGUGCUGGUUCUGAGACCAACCAGCUUCUUCCAGCGCACCGUCACAGACCUUGGCUUCCGCUUCAGCCAGGAAGAUUUCAUGCUCAAAAUGCCUGUAGUGAUGUUGAGCUCUGUCACUGAUCUGCUGCGCUACAUUGAUGAGAAUCAGCUGACGUCGGAGUUUGGAGGCACUCUGGACUACUGCCACAGUGACUGGAUCGUCCUCAGAACAGCCAUAGAGAGUUUUGCAGUGACGGUGAAGGACAUAGCUCAGAUGCUGCAGGCCUUUGGAACAGAGCUGGCUGAAACACAGUUACCUGAGGAGAGCAGUGCCAUCGAGCUGCUGCUACUGUCACACACUGAGAAGUACAGGAGACUCAAGGAUGCUAUCAAGUCAGUCAUGAGGGAGGGGCGGCACCUGCUCUCCAGUCUAGAGGCUUCUGGGAAGGAAGAGGAUAAAGACACACACUGGGACAUAACACAGGACUGGGACACAGUGCAAAGACUGCUAGCCCAGCUGCGAGACAUGGAGAUGGCUUUUGACGGUUUCUUCGAUAAGCACCACCUCAAACUGCAGCAGUACCUGCAACUGCUGAGAUAUGAGCACAGCUUCCAAGAGAUGGAGAGCUGUUUAGACAAGCUGAGUGCUCAGGAGAGGAAGGUGAUCAUCACUGGAGACACACUGGCCCAGACAGAGCAGACCAUCAGAGAGCUUGAUAUCCUGGAGAAAAGAGCCAUGGAGGAAAUGGCCCGUGCCCAGGUGAUGAUACUGCAUGGUCACCAGCUGGCUGCAGGACAUCACUAUGCCAUGGCAUUGAUAAUCCAGCGCUGCAAUGAACUCAGACACCACUGUGACACACUGAGCUCUGCCAUCUGUGCUAAACACAAAGCACUUACUCAAGUACAGACUUUACUGCAGCGCCUAGAGAAGGCCCAACGGUGGUGUGAUGAGGGCACUUACCUUUUGGCCAAUCAGCUGGUAGAUAAGGUGCAGUCUAAAGAAGGUGCUCAGGCAGCUCUGAAAGAUAUUGAGAAGUUUCAGGAGGGGGCGCCAGCGCUCCUCAGUGCAGGCUCCGACCUGCUCUUCAUGGAAUAUGAGAUUGUGCUCACUUCUCAGCUGCAGACUCAUAUAGAGAAGACAUUUGAGAAGCACGCCUCGGUGCAGAACCUGAUCCACGCUAGACAGAACUGUCUGAAGAAACUUGCAGACAAACACGUGAGGCCGGUUCAGCUGGUGGCCCCUCGACCAGAGAACCCACCCCGCUCCAAGUCCCCAAUCUUCUCUCCCAAACAUGAUUUCAAUUCCAGCUUAAAGUUCACCUUUGACCUUUCACUACCAGGCAAAAGAACGUCACGAAAAUGCCCCAACUCCAGAAAGAUUGAGGUGAUGCAUGACUAUCAGAACCACAGCUCACUGCCCUACAUUGUAGAUGGGGAGGACAGUGCAGACCUGCUGAAACGGCAUGUGAUGAAGGAGCUGAUUGAGACAGAGAGAAUAUAUGUAGAAGAGCUUCUGGCUGUGCUGCUGGGCUACAGGGCUGAGAUGGACAACCCCUCGCUCUCUGCUCUCCUGCCCACCAGCCUACGCAACAAGAGAGAUAUUCUGUUUGGAAACAUGCCCGAUAUCUACAAUUUUCACAGCAGGCUCUUCCUGAAGGACCUGGAGAGCUGUCUGGAGACGCCUGAGGCUGUGGGAGCGUGUUUUCUAGAGCGGAAAGAGAACUUCAAAGUGUAUGAAUGUUACUGUCAGAACAAGCCACGAUCAGAGUCCUUAUGGAGACUGUUUUCUGACUGUGCCUUUUUCCAGGAGUGCCAAAAGAAACUGGAGCACAAACUGGCUCUGGAUUCAUACCUGCUGAAGCCGGUCCAGCGGCUUACCAAGUACCAGCUCUUACUGAAGGAGUUACUGAAGUACAGCUCAGGUUGUGAGAGGGUUUCUGAACUGCAGGGAGCGCUAGCUGCUAUGCUAGACUUGCUCAAAUCUGUUAAUGACUCCAUGCACCAGAUUGCAAUCACAGGAUAUGAGGGUGAUCUGAGCGAUUUGGGCCGGGUCCUGAUGCAGGGCUCCUUCUGUGUGUGGAUCGGUCAUAAAAAGGGUCCGACGCGGAUGAAGGAUCUGACGCGCUUUAAGCCCAUGCAGAGGCACCUGUUCCUGCAUGAGCGAGCACUGCUGUUCUGUAAGCGCAGGGAGGAGCACGGCGAGAACGCUGACAAAACCCCCUCCUACAGCUUCAAACACUGUCUAAAGAUGAGUGCGGUGGGCAUUACAGAGAAUGUAAAAGGAGAUGUGAAGAAGUUUGAGAUUUGGUACAGUGGCAGAGAGGAGGUGUAUGUGGUGCAGGCACCAACAGUGGAGGUGAAGCUUGCCUGGCUGAACGAGAUGAGAAAAAUCCUCACCAACCAGCAAAAAAUACUCAAAGAGGAAUUGUGUCACUUGAGCCCGCUGGCUGAGCAGAUGCAGCUGUCUCCACCCCUCUCUGAGAGCAAACAGCAGAGAGCGUCAGUCAGCUCGGAGGAGACAGAGUCGGGCCGCAGCAGUCCAGAUCCAGCCAGCCACUCUCCACAGCACCAGCGCAACAGGCGCAGCUGGCCGGGUGCUCCUCACUCUGUUGAUAUCUGUGAGGGUCUGGAGGACUGGAGUGGAGCUAACAGCCUCUCCAACCUGACUGACACUGAGGAAGAUGACUCUGCUCAGUGGACCCCAGGCAGGUACAGAGCCUUAGCAGACUGCCGCAGAUACAGGCCUGAUGACCUCAUCAUCAAGUGUGGUGAUGUCAUACAGCUGCAGCAGGAGGAGAAUGACGGCCAGUGGCUGGUGAAGAAUCUGAGCCGGAGGCAGGAGGGCAGGAUCCCUGCUGCCAGCCUGCAGAUCAUUCUGGGAAACAGCAGCAGAGGGCAUUCCAGCCGUCUGGGAGAAGCAGGGAAUCGGAAAGCACGGAAGCUCAGCUCUCCCUGAAGUUAGACGUCUGAUGCUGUCUGGACCAACUGUUGCCCUCAGUCUAACAAGCCUCACAGCUGUAUGAACUCUGCCCACCACAUCUGAACAUUACUGCUGUACUUUAUUCUACAUUCUCCUGACUGGGAUUAUUCCUGGGUUUGUCUUCCAGCUAGACGUUUUCUAAUGUCAGGGACUGACAAAUGGAUCAGCAGUUGUAUUGUACUGUACAAGCCCUUGCCAGCAUUUUAGGAUCAGAUGAGAUCCCUUUGUCUUUUUCUUUUUCCUCUGGCUGCUGUGGGCCUGACCUUCAGUUACAAAAGGUCGAACAUCUUCAAAAUGCAUCUAAUUUGACGUAGUCAUCUGUUUCUCAGUUAACACAUUUCAGUCCUCCUGACCCCAGUGAACUCUGGAGCGUUCUACCAGCUGUUGUGUGGCCCAUCGUUAUCCUUCCAGAUGUGGCCUUCUGUUGCCGUGACCAUCCUUUCACCUCUUUCUGCUCUCCUCCUCACAUAAACACUGGCAAGCCUCCAUGGACAUACUUUAAUUAGGCCGUUGACAAUGAAUUGGGUGUUUAAUCAUGUUCUGGCCUCCCACCUAUACAACCAGGUGUGUUUUGGGUGCUGAUUGCUGUACCUUAUGUACCCAUUUGCUCUUUGUAUGUUUCAGACAGACACUCUUCUUUAGCUCUUUGAGACCUUUAAGGCCAAAAAGUGUAGUGCCAUAAUGCCUUUCUUUACUCCCCUACACUGAUUGGCCAGCAUAUUACCUUGUAUCUGCACUCAUUAGCUGCUUUAUUAGGUACACCUCCCAUAUAGGUCCUCUUUGUAGGUUUACAAUUGCUGACUGCAGCCCAUCUGCUGCACGUUUUAUCAGCUAUCCUCUGCUCCAUCAAUCACUGAAAAGGGACCACCACAUCAGAUAUUAUUUGGCUUGUGGACAGUUCUGGGUGGUAGUGCGUGUCGCAAUUGUAUUUUAAACAUUGCUGGAGUUUUUAAACACUGUGUACACACUGGCCAUUUUAUUACAAACACUACCUUGUUGGUUGAUACUCUUUGUGUGCAGGUAGACUGUACUCUUUUUUUUGCCAUGCACAAGUAUUUAUUUAAGGCUGUUUCUGACCACAGGACCACUAUUGGCUAAAUUUUUCUGGUGGGAGGACUUUUCUCAACCCAGCAGCAAAAAUUAGUUGUGUAAUAACUUCAGAACGCCGCCUGCCUCAUACCACAACAACUGCUUCCAUACCACAACCAUAAAAGUGGUCUCUUUUCAUUAAUAGAAUAAAUGGCUGAUAAAUGGUACAGCAACAGAUGGGCUACAGUCAAUAGUUGAAUACCUGCAAAGAGCAUCCAUAUGAUAGGUGCACCUGAUAAAAUGGCCAA
This is a messenger RNA of Colossoma macropomum (tambaqui), 5143 nucleotides long. It is a transcript of the gene mcf2a, whose product is annotated as MCF.2 cell line derived transforming sequence a. Gene Ontology annotation, cellular component: cytoplasm. Gene Ontology annotation, molecular function: protein binding; guanyl-nucleotide exchange factor activity. Gene Ontology annotation, biological process: intracellular signal transduction; dendrite development. Lineage: Eukaryota; Metazoa; Chordata; Actinopteri; Characiformes; Serrasalmidae. The transcript is spliced from 30 exons. The coding region runs from base 453 to 3782 and encodes 1109 amino acids. The record is from RefSeq and is a predicted model, not a curated record.